Molecule: messenger RNA, 3458 nt
Organism: Pygocentrus nattereri (red-bellied piranha)
Lineage: Eukaryota; Metazoa; Chordata; Actinopteri; Characiformes; Serrasalmidae
Gene: gphnb
Product: gephyrin b
Exons: 25
Coding region: 62-2485 (807 amino acids)
Biological process (GO): glycine receptor clustering; establishment of synaptic specificity at neuromuscular junction; gamma-aminobutyric acid receptor clustering
Cellular component (GO): postsynaptic membrane; cytosol; dendrite
Molecular function (GO): molybdopterin molybdotransferase activity
Source: RefSeq, a predicted model, not a curated record
CCCUGCUCGAUGCGCUCGGCUCGCGGCUGCGCUGGAGCUCAGUGCGGCGCUGCUGUAGACGAUGGCGACGGACGGCAUGAUCCUCACCAACCAUGACCACCAGAUACGGGUCGGCGUGCUCACAGUGAGUGACAGCUGCUUUCGUAACCUUGCUGAGGAUCGCAGUGGCAUCAACCUCAAAGACCUAGUGCAUGACCCAUCACUGCUAGGAGGAACCAUCUCAGCCUAUAAAAUUGUCCCAGAUGAAAUCGAUGAGAUCAAGGAGACGCUGGUGGACUGGUGUGAUGAGAAAGAACUGAACCUCAUCCUGACCACUGGGGGCACCGGCUUCGCCCCCCGUGACGUCACACCUGAGGCCACUAAAGAGGUGAUCGAGCGAGAGGCUCCAGGAAUGUCUCUGGCGAUGCUGAUGGGCUCUCUGAAUGUGACCCCUCUGGGCAUGCUGUCCAGGCCUGUGUGUGGCAUCCGGGGGAAAACACUCAUCAUCAACCUGCCAGGCAGCAAGAAGGGCUCACAGGAGUGUUUCCAGUUCAUCCUGCCCGCUCUGCCCCAUGCCAUUGACCUGCUGCGUGAGGCCGUGGUUAAAGUGAAGGAGGUGGUGAACGAGCUGGAGGAUUUGCCCUCUCCCCCACCACCCCUUUCUCCGCCCCCAGCCUCCAGCCCUCACCGCCAAACUGAGGAUAAAGGAGUGCAGUGUGAGGAGGAAGAGGAGGAGAAGAAGGACAGCGGCGUCGCUUCUGCCGAGGACAGUUCAUCCUCACACAUCACAGCCGCGUCCAUCGCCGCCAAGAUUCCAGACUCCAUCAUCUCCCGGGGAGUGCAGGUUUUGCCCCGGGAUACGGCGUCCCUCAGCACCACGCCCUCGGAGUCUCCUCGGGCCCAGGCCACAUCACGCCUCUCCACGGCCUCCUGCCCCACGCCCAAAGCGCGGCUCCCCUCCUGUUCAUCCACCCUAAGCAUUGCUGAGGCCUCACGGAGAGAGUUCAGGGCACAUCUGGAUGAGGUCAUCACGCUCAAGUCAAGGUACUCUACCUUGGACCAGCUCCAGUGUAGGUUGGAGGUGCUUAAAGAUGAUCGAAGGAGCCAUAGGACCUUCAGCUCACGAGUGCAGUCACGAUGCAGCAGCAAAGAAAAUAUUUUACGGGCGAGUCACAGUGCAGUGGACAUCACUAAGGUUGCCCGGAGGCACCGUAUGUCCCCCUUCCCCCUGACCUCCAUGGAUAAAGCCUUCAUCACUGUGCUGGAAAUGACCCCAGUGCUGGGCACAGAGAUUAUCAACUACAGAGGAUCUCUCACUGUCUCUCUUUCAGAUGGAAUGGGUCGAGUUUUGGCUCAGGACGUUUAUGCCAAAGACAACCUGCCUCCCUUUCCCGCCUCUGUGAAGGACGGCUACGCUGUACGAGCUGCUGAUGGUCCUGGUGAUCGUUUCAUUAUUGGAGAAUCACAGGCUGGAGAGCAGCCUACACACACAGUGAUGCCCGGUCAGGUGAUGCGGGUGACGACAGGUGCUCCUAUCCCCUGUGGUGCUGAUGCUGUGGUACAGGUGGAGGAUACAGAGCUGCUGAGAGAGUCUGAGGAUGGCACAGAGGAGCUGGAAGUGCGCAUUCUUGUGCAAGCACGUCCAGGACAGGACAUCAGGCCCAUUGGUCAUGAUAUAAAGCGUGGCGAGUGUGUGUUGGCCAAAGGCACACAUAUGGGCCCCUCAGAGAUCGGCCUGCUGGCCACAGUGGGGGUCACUGAGGUAGAGGUGCACAAAUUCCCCGUAGUGGCUGUGAUGUCCACAGGAAAUGAGCUCCUGAACCCAGAGGACGACCUGCACCCUGGUAAGAUCCGCGACUCCAACCGCUCCACACUGCUGGCCACCAUCCAGGAGCAUGGAUACCCCACCAUCAACCUCGGCAUUGUGGGAGACAACCCGGAUGACCUUCUGAACGCCCUGAAUGAAGGAAUAAGCCGUGCUGACGUCAUCAUAACCUCAGGGGGCGUGUCCAUGGGGGAGAAGGACUACCUGAAGCAGGUGCUUGAUAUUGACCUCCAUGCUCAGAUCCAUUUUGGACGUGUCUUUAUGAAACCAGGUCUCCCCACAACAUUUGCAACUUUGGACAUGGAUGGUACACGAAAGCUUAUCUUUGCGCUACCAGGUAGGGAUGGUAAUCCUGUGUCAGCCGUCGUCACGUGUAACCUCUUUGUCAUCCCUGCCUUGAGGAAGAUGCAGGGAAUUUUGGACCCCCGGCCCACCAUCAUCAAAGCCAGGUUGUCCUGUGAUGUAAAACUUGACCCGCGUCCUGAGUAUCACCGAUGUAUUUUGACAUGGCACCAUCAGGAGCCCCUGCCAUGGGCCCAGAGCACAGGGAACCAGGUGAGCAGCAGGCUAAUGAGCAUGCGCACCGCCAAUGGCCUCCUCAUGCUACCUCCCAAGACAGAGCAAUACGUGGAGCUGCACAAGGGUGAGGUGGUGGACGUCAUGGUCAUAGGGCGGCUAUGAUGUCAUCAAAGACGGAUGGAGGAGCGGAUGGAAGACCACAGAGCGAGGGUGGUUCACGGUGCAUGCCCACAUAUCAUUGACUAUCUCUGUAAUAUGCAAUGGCACAGCUAGUUUUUAUUGAUUUGGAUAACGUUGAAGUAUAGUCAACAUCUUGAUCACAGAACUAGAUACGUUAAAAAAAAAAAAAAGAAAAAAAGAAAAAAAGCGUUAAAAAGAUUCUAGUAUUUCAAAAAAAUAUAACUUUUAAGUAAAAAAAAGUCUAAUUAUAAAAGAGAUUUAUUCUGUAAUAUAUUAUUAUUACUCUUAUUAUUAUUAAUUAUUAUCAUUAUUCUUCAUUAUUAUUAUAUUAAGACAACUUUGUUCUUUUCAUUGCAAUUGCUUUGUGUGUUCAAUGCUAGACCUUAUCGAUAGCUGUAGCAUUUUAAUAGAAAGCAGUAGGUGCCUGCCAGGAUUUAACAAAAAAAAAUCUAUUAUUUCCUCAUCUUAACGAUAAAAAAAAAACAGAUGAAGAAAUGAAAUCUGUUUUUUUGAGAAUGGGGGAAAAACAAGUACAAAACAAGUACGAAAUCCGUGUGUGGUACUACUGGAAAGUGGCACUUUCUGUCUCGGGUGUCACUGGCGUGACACUUCUGUUCUUUCUCCCAUUAGUAUGCAUCAUUAUGGCUUCACAAAGAGCUUUGCUUGUUGUUUAUCUUGUGAGUCUUGUUUAUGUACGCAGUGCCAAAAGCGAGGGCGGGUGAAGGUUGUGCUUUGGGGGAACACAAACCGGCCGCCCAAUCCCUGAAGCUUCCUUAUAAUCACCUGACCUGGUGAAGCCCUUCCCCUUCCCCAGGGGGCGGAGCCACUGGAUAAACUUUUAUUUGAAUAAAUUCAAAAAGAAGAGAGAAAGAGAGAAAAAAAAACGACUAAAACAGCUUCUUUAAGUGCUGAAAGCCUUUUUAACCUACUACACAAAAAUGUACAGUUAAAAAAA